AAGUUAGUGACAGUUCGAUUCGGACGAGUGGUCUAUUCACAUCUAUACUACCCAACAAAAAAAACGCGAUGACGUGAAAUUUUGUAAAAUUUAUCUCAUAGAGUAGUUUUGUAGUUUCCAUUAAAAAAAUAUAUAUAUAAAUAAUUUAAAAAGUAGUAAAAUUAAAAAAAAUAUUUAAAUUAUGGAAGAAAUUCUUCAUAAUGGUAAUACUGAGAAAAUAACUAAUGACAACAUGAAUACCAUAAAAAUGGUAAAAGAGAAUUGUCUUCUCGAUCAUAUGGAAAUUUCUAUUAUUGAAGCCGAAAAAAGGGCAAAUGGAGCGCUCAAUUUAAAAGAAUUUUACACUGUCUACCUCAUUGAGACAAAAGUAACGGAUCCGAAUUUUGAAAAUGCCCCAAUGAAAGUGAGUUCAUUGUGGCGUCGAUACACUGAAUUUGAAUUACUACGAGCAUAUUUAGAAAUAUCCUAUCCCUAUGUGGUGCUGCCACCUUUACCUGAAAAGAAAGUUCUCUACGCGUGGCAAAAAGUUACCACCGAUACAUUUGAUCCUGAUUUUGUUGAUCGUCGACGAGCUGGACUCGAGAAUUUUCUAUUGAGGGUAGCAUCGCAUCCAAUUUUGUCAUUUGACAAACAUUUUAUUAGUUUUCUUCAACAGAAAGACGGUUGGAGAGAAAGUGUAAAAGAAACAGGUUAUUUACAAUUAGCAGAGACCAAAUUAAAAGCGUUGAGCGUUGCUGUUAGACUAAGAAAACCUGAUAAACGCUUUGAGAAUAUAAAAAAUUAUGGAAUCGAAUUACAGAAUAACGUUUGUAAUUUACUGCGAGUUCGUUCAAGAUUAGCAGAAAAACAAUAUAGUUUAUAUAAAUUACAUGCAAAUUAUGGACGAGUUUUUAGCGAAUGGAGUGCCAUAGAAAAAGAAAUGGGCGAUGGAUUACAGAAAUCGGGUCACUAUCUGGAUUCAUUAGCGGCAACAAUUGACACGACCCUUGAGGAGGAGGAGCUCAUUGCGGAUCAAUUGAAAGAAUGGCUUUUCAGCGCAUCUGCUCUGCAACAAGUUGUACGUCGUAGAGAAGCUUUACAAUUAGCGACAGAUGAAACACACGAUGCGUUACACGCUACUUAUGAUCAGAAAAAUAAAGCAAUCCAAGGAAAAUCAAGUCUAAUGUCACGGCUUUUUGGCUCAGUGGAUACAGAGGAUGUUAGGGAAUUAAAAGUUGUUCAAUUAGAACAAAGGAUCACUCAAAAUGAAGAAGCAGUGAAAAAAGCUGAUGAAAAUUUAAUAUCAUUUUCGAAUAAAGCUUUAGAAGACAUUGAAAGAUUUCAACAUCAAAAAGUUAUAGAUCUAAAGGAAACUCUAUCAGCUUACUGUGUUCUACAAUUUAAACUUGCUAGAAAGAGUCUACAGUCUUGGCAGCACAUUAAAGAAUGCCUCGAAGGAAUACCGUAAACGACUGCAUUAACACAAAUUCUAAAAGUACAAUUUUCCUAAUUAACUUAUUAGAUCACGUCCAUUUUAUUGUGUCAUAUCUAUAUAAAUAUAAACAUUAUACAUUCCUGCACUUGAAAAUUUUGAGUGUCCAAUAUUGUUAUUUAAGAUUUUUUAUAACAUUAUAUUGAAUUAUAUUAAAUGUCCAAUAUAGAAAAACUAUUAGAUAAUAAUUGUAUAAAAUACGA
This is a messenger RNA of Leptopilina boulardi, 1674 nucleotides long. RefSeq names its product sorting nexin-4-like. Gene Ontology annotation, biological process: protein transport. The transcript has 10 exons. Gene Ontology annotation, molecular function: phosphatidylinositol binding. The record is from RefSeq and is a predicted model, not a curated record. Bases 182 to 1447 code for a protein of 421 amino acids. NCBI's taxonomy places the organism in Eukaryota, Metazoa, Arthropoda, Insecta, Hymenoptera, Figitidae.